Molecule: messenger RNA, 717 nt
Organism: Boleophthalmus pectinirostris (great blue-spotted mudskipper)
Lineage: Eukaryota; Metazoa; Chordata; Actinopteri; Gobiiformes; Gobiidae
Product: guanine nucleotide-binding protein G(olf) subunit alpha-like
Exons: 9
Coding region: 1-702 (233 amino acids)
Biological process (GO): adenylate cyclase-modulating G protein-coupled receptor signaling pathway
Cellular component (GO): heterotrimeric G-protein complex
Molecular function (GO): G protein-coupled receptor binding; GTP binding; GTPase activity
Source: RefSeq, a predicted model, not a curated record
AUGGGGUGUCUCGGGGGACAGACUGAGGAGGAACGACUCGAUGAAAAAGCAAAACGUGAAGCAAAUAAAAAAAUCGAACGACAACUUCAGAAAGAAAGACAAGCCUAUAAAGCCACACACAGACUCCUCCUGCUGGGAGCUGGUGAAUCUGGGAAAAGCACAAUUGUGAAACAGAUGAGGAUCCUUCACGUCGACGGCUUCAACGCAGAGGAGAAGCAGCAGAAGAUCCAGGACAUCCGCAAGAACGUGAAGGACGCCAUCGUGACCAUCAUCACGGCCAUGAGCUCGCUGGCGCCUCCUGUGGCUCUGGGGAAUCCUCAGAAUCAGCACAGAGUCGACUACAUCAAGAGCAUCGCCCCCCCCCCUGUCGACUUCCCCGAGUUCUUCGAGCACACUCAGAGGUUGUGGGAGGAUGAUGGAGUCAGAGCCUGUUUCGAACGAUCCAACGAAUAUCAACUCAUCGACUGUGCACAAUAUUUCCUCGAUCGACUCGACUCCGUCCGAAGAAAAGACUACACCCCCACAGACCAGGACUUGUUGCGGUGCAGAGUUCUGACGUCUGGGAUCUUUGAGACUCGGUUCCAGGUCGACCGUGUGAACUUCCAUAUGUUUGACGUCGGGGGUCAGAGGGACGAGAGACGGAAAUGGAUCCAGUGUUUCAACGGUGCCCUCAUGUGUGACAGGUGCCCUCCCCAUGUGUGACACAAGCCCUCCUCA